AUCGCAUUGAUCUACAGUAUGUUGAAGUGAACCUCUCCUAUAUUAUCCUAUAGAAAAUCGGAGCCAUAGAAUUAGAAAGAGACAUGUAUAUUCAUAAAUUGAUCUCUGUCUUUUUUAUGUUUUACUGCAUUUUCAAAUAAAAGGAACAGAAAGAAAAUAAUUUGUAAAACUCAGAUUUUAUGAAUACAAGCAUUUAAAAAAUGUUGAGGAAUAAUUUGUUAAAGACAUCAUGGUGUAAAUUACGCGCUCGAUAUACGCAUAAAAAUGCGUCUAUACCAAAGGAAGAACUUAAAGUCAAAGAAUGUAAUAUUGCAAAGAUAAGAAACAUUGGCAUAUUGGCGCACAUUGAUGCUGGGAAAACCACCACAACCGAGAGGAUGUUAUUCUACUCUGGUCUUAUCAAAAAUAUGGGAGAAGUGCAUCAUGGCAAUACCGUGACUGACUACAUGGAGCAGGAGCGGCAGCGUGGGAUAACCAUUACUUCGGCUGCUGUUACAUUCAAUUGGAAAGAUUAUCGUUUUAAUUUGAUAGAUACCCCUGGUCAUAUUGAUUUUACCAUGGAAGUUGAACAAACCUUGCAAAUAUUAGAUGGAGCAAUUAUAGUCCUAGAUGGUUCCGCUGGUGUGGAAGCCCAGACAUUAACAGUUUCCAGACAAGCAGACAGAUAUAAUAUUCCUCGAAUAAUUUAUAUCAACAAAAUGGAUAGGAGUGAUGCUGAUUUUGACAUGAGUUUAAAGUCUAUUGAAUCCAAAUUAAACAUAGAGAUAUUACCUAUUCAAAUUCCCAUGAAGGAAGCAGGAGUCUUAGAAGGUAUUGUAGAUGUAAUAACUAUGGAAAAAUUGACAUUUGAUAAGAAACAUCAAGGUAUAAAUCUAAUAAAAACCAAAAUAACUGAAAAAGAUAACGGUAGAUUGUGGGACAUAGUCAGUGAAAAGCGACGAGUAUUGACUGAUAAAUUGUCAGGAUUGGAUGACAAACUAGCUGAUAUCAUUAUAGAACAAGAGUCCCUGGAAAACGUGCAACCGCAAAUAUUGGUCGAUUCAUUACGCAGAGUCACCAUAAAUAGGAAAGGUGUGCCUGUAAUAUUAGGAAGUUCCUAUAAGAAUGUGGGAGUACAGCCUCUAAUGGACAGCGUCAUUCUUUAUCUGCCAUCGCCAGCAAAUGUAAAAAAUUUAAAUCCAUAUCGAUACUUUGGGAAUAAUCUGGCAGCUAGAGUCUUCAAGAUUGUUCACGACAAACAGAGAGGUCCGAUCACUUUUUUCAGAAUCUAUUCCGGCAGUAUGAGGAAGGGCCAGAAGCUGUAUAACAUGACACGCGAGCAAAGCGAACAGUGUACUCGCCUGUACAUCGCUUGCGCUGAUGAUUACGAGGAAGUAGCCGAAGUGGGUCUUGGCAACAUCGCGGCUGUAGGUGGAUUAAAGGGCACCAUCACAGGUGACCUAGUGACGACGAGCUUGUCCGUUGGCAAUCGCAUUAAAGACAUUAUGCUAAAGGAGAACCGACCAGAUUAUGUGAACAAUUUUUUUGCAUCCGGAACAAACUUGCUCGACCCCGUCUUUUUCUGUUCCAUAGAACCGCCUUCUUUGUCAGCGCAAUCUGCCUUAGACACCGCACUUCAGGAAUUACAGAGAGAGGAUCCUAGCUUACGCGUAAGGAAUGAUGCGGAAACGGACCAAAUCGUACUCGCAGGAAUGGGAGAGUUGCAUCUAGAGAUCAUCAAAGAGAGAAUUAAGAAAGAAUAUAAGAUUGACGUAGAUUUAGGUCCUUUACAAAUUGCCUAUAAGGAAACAAUUCAAGACGCCGUUAAAGAUACGCUAGUUGUGGAACACAGGGUAGGCCAGACGAAUCACCAAGUUAAUAUUACUAUGUCCUUGAUACCCAAAUACAAAGGAAAAGAGAAACUGCUUUUGGACAGAUCUCCAGAUAACGCAUCGAAUAUCGAUAGCAUUCAUCCACGAGUACUAAAUGCAAUUAAAAGUGGCGUCAACUCUGCCUUGUUGCACGGCGUCAAGUUAAAUUAUCCAGUAAUUAAUGUUGGUGUCAAGUUGCACUGGUUAGAGGUGGCACGCGGUACUUCGGACACCAUAGUUUCCGCCGCUGCUUCUCAAUGCAUUCGAAAGUUGCUCGAAAGUGGAAAUAGUAUGUUACUAGAGCCCAUCAUGCAAUUGGAGAUUAUUGCACCGGAGGAAUAUUCCCCAAUUAUCAAUGCUGAUCUCGCUCGUAGACGAGCAGAAAUACAACAAAUCGACAUGCGAGGCAAUAAUAAGGUGAUCAGAAUUCUUGCACCAUUAUCAGAAUUAUUAGGAUAUUCAACAGCAUUAAGAAUUAUAACGUCGGGUAGCGCUACAUUUUCACUGGAAUUUAGCCAUUAUCAGCUAAUGACUCCCGAUGUCGAAGACAAAGCAAUUGAUAAACUUAAAGGAUUUUAAAAUGCAAGUAAUAAUGUAAGAAAAUAUUACAUAGAAUCCAAAUUGCUGUAUAUAAUAAUAUUACAUACACAGUACAA
Molecule: messenger RNA, 2506 nt
Organism: Cataglyphis hispanica
Lineage: Eukaryota; Metazoa; Arthropoda; Insecta; Hymenoptera; Formicidae
Gene: mRRF2
Product: ribosome-releasing factor 2, mitochondrial
Exons: 5
Coding region: 201-2429 (742 amino acids)
Biological process (GO): mitochondrial translation; ribosome disassembly
Cellular component (GO): mitochondrion
Molecular function (GO): GTPase activity; GTP binding; translation elongation factor activity
Source: RefSeq, a predicted model, not a curated record